CUCUGUGAAUAUGGAGUCGACACGCCAUUGAUCACUCUACUCUCUCUCACUAGCCCUGACCUCACUCUCUCUCUGUCUCUCUCUAGUCACGCCGAUGGAACCCUUCUCGUCCUCCGUACUCAGCUUCCUGCUUCAUCCUCUCCCACCAUUGUUGCAGUGAGAGCUCCUCUCAUACCGUGUCUUCUUCUCUGUGACGACGACGGCCGGCCAUGGCAGCUGCUUUCAAGCUCUUGUUGCUCUUUUCAUUCACGGCGCUCUCUGUGAUCGCUUCCCCCGCCAUUUCUUCGGACCCAGAGAAAGAGUUCCUUCUCGCCUUCAAGCACGCCCUCGAGAACCCGCAGGCCCUCUCUCCUUGGAACACGACGAGGCCCCACUGCGAGUGGAAGGGCGUCGUCUGCAGGGCCGGCCUGGUCGUGUCGCUCCGCCUACCGGCUCAGUCUCUCAGGGGCCGCCUCUCCUCCUGGCUGUUCUCGCUCUUGGGCCUCACGGUGCUUGACCUCUCCGACAACGCUCUGCAUGGGGAAGUGCCUGAGAAGGUGGCCAACCUCAGGAGAUUAAAGGAGCUGUCUUUGACAGGGAACCAGCUUUCCGGCGAGAUACCGGGUCGACUCGGUGAGUUGACCGAGCUCGAGACGCUGAAGCUGGGGUCGAACAGGCUGACGGGGAAGAUCCCACCGGAGCUCGGGAAGCUGGCGCGUCUCCAGCAGCUGGCCUUAUCAAACAAUGGGCUCUCCGGCGCCAUCCCGAGUAAGCUUGGUGGGCUGACUCAACUCCAGUCCUUGGACCUUUCCAGCAACGGCCUCUCAGGUUCCGUUCCUCCGAGCUUCUUCACGGCACUCUUGUCUUUAUCCUCCCUCGACAUUUCGAACAACACCUUCUCCGGCGAAAUCCCGCCGGAAAUCGGCAACUUGAAGAAUCUGACGUACCUUUACAUCGGCAUGAACAAAUUCUCCGGUCCACUGCCUCCCCAGAUAGGUGAUCUGUCCAGACUCGAGAUCUUCUACUCGACUUAUUGUUCGAUAACGGGGCCAUUACCUGAGGAGAUGUUCAAACUCAAAUCACUCAGAAAGCUUGACCUUUCGAAUAAUCCCUUGAGGUGCCCAAUCCCGAAAUCCAUAGGGAACCUGCAGAACCUGACCAUACUUAAUCUUGUCAAUGCCGAGCUUAAUGGCACGGUCCCGAGCGAGCUUGGGAGCUGCAGAACUUUGAACGCUUUGGAUCUUUCCUUCAAUUUUCUGACCGGGUCUCCGCCGGAGGAGCUGUCUCAGCUCCCCAUCAUGUUGUUGGCGGCUGAACGGAACCAGCUUACGGGUCCACUACCCUCUUGGUUAGGGAAGUUGGAGUUGGCGGACUCCAUUCUGCUGUCAAGCAACCAGUUUUCUGGGGCGAUCCCGCGUGAAAUAGGUAACUGUUCUAAGCUUACGCACCUAAGUCUGAGCAGUAACAAGUUGACAGGGCCAAUUCCAAGUGAAAUUUGCAACUCGGGAUCCCUGCUAGAGAUCGAACUUGAAAGCAACUCCUUAUCAGGGACUAUCGAUGAUGUAUUUGUAAAUUGCGGGAAUCUGACCCAGCUGCUUCUAGUGAAUAAUCUAAUCAGCGGUUCCAUCCCUGAGUAUAUAUCGCAGCUUCCACUCAUGCUGCUCGACAUCGACUCCAACAGUUUCUCGGGAUCCAUACCGGUGAGUCUGUGGAGUACUGAAUAUCUCAUGGAGUUCUCUGCGGCAAACAAUCUCUUGGAAGGAACUCUCCCUCCCGAGAUUGGUAAAGGUGCUGCCUUGCAAAGACUCGUCCUUAGUAACAACCUGCUGAAUGGAAGCAUACCCGAGGAGAUUGGGAAUUUGGGUUCUCUAUCGGUUCUUAAUCUGAACUCGAAUCAGCUCAAAGGCGCUAUUCCUCUCCAACUCGGUGAGUGUAGUUCCCUCACCACACUGGACCUUGGGAAUAACCGCCUCAGUGGGUUGAUUCCAAAUACUCUUGUAGAUUUGUCUCAGCUGCAGUGCCUGGUUCUUUCUCAUAAUAAUUUAUCUGGACCGAUACCGUCAAAGCCUUCCUUGUACUUUCGGCAGGUCAGCAUUCCUGACUUGAGCUUUGUUCAGCACCGUGGACUGUAUGAUCUAUCGCAUAAUAAAUUAUCCGGUCCGAUCCCUGAAGAAUUGGGGAGCUGUGGGGUCCUUGUGGAUCUCCUACUCAGCAACAACAACCUUAGUGGCAAAAUUCCUGGUUCUUUGUCCCGGUUAACAAAUCUGACAACCUUGGACUUGUCAGGAAAUUUGCUGUCCGGUGAAAUUCCUCCUGAACUUGGAGACUCCAGCAAGCUUCAAGGCCUGUACCUUGGAUACAAUCAGCUCAGGGGCCCCAUCCCCGGAGCCUUGGGCCGUCUGAGUAGUUUGGUGAAGCUGAAUCUCACGGGUAACAGGUUUUCAGGCUCAGUUCCCUCUGCUUUCGGGAAUUUGAAGGGGCUGACUCACUUGGACCUGAGCUUUAAUAAUCUCGAGGGGGAAUUGCCUCCAUCUCUAUCCCAAAUGCAGAACCUCGUGGGACUCUACGUUCAGGACAACAAGCUCUGUGGUGGGCUCAAUGAUGUCUUCUUGAACUUCAUGUCUUGGAGGAUUGAGUCUGUGAACUUGAGCAACAACAUCUUCAAUGGUAAGUUGCCUGCUUCUUUGGGCAACCUCUCGUACUUGACAAACUUGGAUCUUCAUCAAAACACGUUUACUGGUGAGAUCCCUCUGGAGCUGGGCAAUCUGAUGCAGCUCGAGUACCUCGAUCUUUCCAGGAAUGAGCUUUCUGGACUUUUCCCGGACAACUUAUGCAGCCUCAGCAGUCUGAGAUAUAUGAAUAUGGCGGAAAAUGCCCUUGAAGGGCGAGUGCCUCGGGUUGGCAUUUGCCACAACUUGUCAAAGAACGAACUUGCUGGCAACAAAGAUCUGUGUGGGAGUAUUGUUGAUUCCCAUUGUCAGGUCAGAAGUUUCGGAGGCAGAUCGUUCUUAAAUGCUUGGGGCAUUUCAGGAAUUGGGAUUGGUAUUACGAUCAUUGUACUUUGCAUUGCAUUUGCUCUAUGGAGAUGUGUUACCGGAAGCAGCAAGGAAUUUGAUCCCGAGGGAAUGGAGGUGGGCAAAUUAAGUAGCUUCAUUGACCCAAACCUCUAUUUCCUGGGAAGCAGCAGGUCCCGGGAACCUCUGAGCAUCAACGUGGCUAUGUUUGAGCGGCCGCUUCUGAAGCUGACCUUAGUGGACAUCCUUGAAGCCACGAAUAAUUUCUGUAAGACAAACAUUAUUGGUGAUGGUGGUUUCGGGACAGUAUAUAAAGCCACUCUCCCAGAUGGAAGAACCGUUGCUGUGAAGAAGCUUAGCCAAGCGAAGACGCAGGGUCACCGGGAAUUCACAGCUGAGAUGGAGACUCUGGGCAAAGUGAAGCACCGGAACCUUGUCCCACUUCUCGGGUACUGCUCCUAUGGGGAGGAGAAGCUUCUCGUGUACGAGUACAUGGUGAACGGGAGCUUAGACCUGUGGCUCAGGAACCGAACCGGGACACUCGAGAUCCUGAACUGGGCCAAGCGGUUGAAGAUUGCUGCUGGGGCUGCAAGGGGACUGGCAUUUCUCCACCACGGUUUCAUUCCACACAUCAUCCACCGAGAUAUUAAAGCGAGCAACAUUCUUCUCAAUGAGGAUUUUGAGCCGAAAGUUGCAGAUUUUGGCUUGGCAAGGCUGAUCAGUGCCUGUGAGACCCACGUCACGACUGAGAUCGCGGGAACUUUCGGGUACAUUCCACCCGAGUAUGGUCAGAGUGGGAGGUCCACCAUCAAGGGAGAUGUCUAUAGCUUUGGUGUGAUUCUACUUGAACUGGUGACAGGGAAGGAGCCCACAGGGCCCGACUUCAAGGAGAUCGAAGGCGGAAAUCUGGUAGGGUGGGUGUUUGAGAAGAUUAAGAAGAGGCAGGCCGUGGACGUUCUUGACCCGAUCAUUCUCAGUGGGGACUCGAAGCAGGCGAUGCUUCAAGUUCUGCAGAUCUCUGCCGUGUGCCUUUCAGAUAACCCAGCUAACAGGCCUACGAUGCUUCAAGUGCUUAAGUUCCUCAAAGGGAUUGAAGAAAAGUUGGUUUAGAUGCAGAUUGUGCACUAGCAGCCCUGUUAGAGGGAUUAAAGAAAAGACUCUUAAAUCAGUGGAAUCUGGGAUCAAGAAUCAAGGAUCAAUCGUAGUAGUAGUUUGACUUGGUAGAAUCGGGAUGGAAUCAAGAAUCUAGCUGUAAUAGUAGUUUCGACUCUGAUAAUGAAGCUGUUUCGACUCUGAUAAUCAAGCUGUAAUACUAGUUUCGUCUCUGAUAAUCUUUGUACUUGUUUGAUCCAACUCCUUGUUACAAAGUGGUGCAUUCUCUGUCUUGGCCAA
Molecule: messenger RNA, 4385 nt
Organism: Punica granatum (pomegranate)
Lineage: Eukaryota; Viridiplantae; Streptophyta; Magnoliopsida; Myrtales; Lythraceae
Source: RefSeq, a predicted model, not a curated record